AUGCUGGCUCAGACAUGCGUGGCUAUCGUGGCCUUGCUCGGUCUUGGUCGUGCCAAGCCUACAACCAGAGUGCUGCAGCAUGACGAUGUUAUUGUUGCUGGUAGUGAUGGCUCGGUUGUUGUAAUGAAGGACUACGAAUAUGAGCUCAAAGAGGCACGCGAGACUCUGCAAGGCAGAAUGGUCGACCCCGUCCGCGUUGCAACCAGACAAGAGAGCCACGCAAACCAACGUCGAUGUGACGAGAGUGUAGAGUAUCAAGUGCUGUCGGACACGAACUUCAAUGACUGGGAUGUUGCAAUGUCGCCAGUCGUGGGAAACAUCGGCUCGACUGGCGCUUCAGUGGCCGUAACCAAAGGAUAUUCAGUUGCCAACAGUGCCUACGGAAAUAACGUGAUCUCGCGGUCCUUCCUGGAGACUUUACUUGGCGUCGACAUGCCAGGCAAAGGGACUUGGACUUGGACAACGAGUGAUGACCAGACGUUUACGUUCCAGGUCCCCCAGGGGCAGUACGGGCUUGUCGUCAGCAACCCGUACAUUCGUCGCGUCACGGGAAACUAUAUCUCGGGAUGCGUGGACUCCCCGAGCUACGAGCCGUGGCAGACGACCACGUACUCGACACAGGAGUACACUGGGAUGCAAUGGGUCACUGGACCCAUUCGACUUUGCAAUAGCACAGCCUACCCGGUCCCGUACUGUGUUGGAUCGGGGACACACGCAUAG
Molecule: messenger RNA, 720 nt
Organism: Diaporthe citri
Lineage: Eukaryota; Fungi; Ascomycota; Sordariomycetes; Diaporthales; Diaporthaceae
Exons: 3
Coding region: 1-720 (239 amino acids)
Source: RefSeq, a predicted model, not a curated record